Molecule: messenger RNA, 2633 nt
Organism: Hevea brasiliensis (rubber tree)
Lineage: Eukaryota; Viridiplantae; Streptophyta; Magnoliopsida; Malpighiales; Euphorbiaceae
Product: pentatricopeptide repeat-containing protein At5g46100
Exons: 1
Coding region: 841-2268 (475 amino acids)
Molecular function (GO): protein binding
Source: RefSeq, a predicted model, not a curated record
UUUUCUUUUUUUGGGCACUGGCAGUGUCAGGAGUCCUUGUCCUUCUCUUCACAUUGUUGUUGCCCCAAAAGUGCCAUAGGCAAAGUAGAAUUAACUUUGAAAUUAAAUCUAAAAUAUGCACAUUAUUUUAGGCAGAGCAAGAAUAGGAAGAAUUUGUUGUGAGAAGCCAAUGGACUUCUUGGCUAGCUAACAUGUCCUUAUUGUAUAAUGGCCAUUGAAUAGUGUGAGCAAAUUUUUUUUUUACAUAAUUAUUGUAUUAUUUGAUGUGAUAUUAUUUUAUUUGUUGUAUUGUUGGUUUUGGGUUUUACUGGGCUCUGCUUGUUGUGGCCCUUAAGUAACUUGUUUAUUCUAGGCCUUUUAUUUAUGUAUGUUUGUUACAGGCCCAUUAUUGUGUGAAAUAAAAAAUAAAAAUAAAAAUAAAACCUGCUUAAAGGAUGAAUCAUCUCCUGGUCUCACUCUCGUCUCCGACUCUCCCAACGACACGAAGUACGAACAUAACAAUGCACUUCUAAUUUUACUGCCCUCUCGAGAACUCGUCUCGUUCAACUCUUAAUUCCCCUCACACUGUUAAAACCACAUCGUUUGAGAGAAUGUUGUGUUUCUUGUCUUCAAUAUUCAUCUCUUGCCCUCCACCUGUUUGAUAAAAUGCGUUGAGAAAUGUGGCCCUUCCCUUUAUCUCGAAUUUGAUCCGUAUCAACUCUAUCACAAUACCCAAUGCGCCACUUGAUGUAUUGCUUUACUUUUUAUUAGUUAUCGUGUGGUUCACGGCUUAAAGAAACUGCAUCCUUUGCUGUUUUUGCUGUUGGUGCAAGGUAGUAUUGAGAAAAGGAAAAGGCAGUGAUGGGCAUGAAAACUUUGUUUAAAUGGUCGAAACAAAUCAAGCCUUCUCAAGUUGAGCAGCUAAUACGCGCGGAAAAGGACGUACACAAAGCUUUACUCAUAUUUGACUCUGCCACGGCUGAGUACUGUAAUGGUUUUAGGCAUGAUCAUAAAACAUUUGGCGUCAUGAUCUCUAAAUUGCUCUCUGCGAACCAGUUUAGACCAGCUGAGGAGAUGCUUAAUAGAAUGAAGGAGGAAAAAUGUAAUAUCACGGAAGAUAUAUUCCUGUCUGUUUGCAGAGCUUAUGGCAGGGUGCACAAGCCAUUAGAUGCCAUCAGGGUUUUCCGUAAGAUGAAUGAAUUUGAAUGCAAACCCACACAGAAGUCUUAUAUUACUGUGUUUGCUAUUCUUGUGGAAGAGAACCAGUUAAAGGUUGCAAUGAGGUUUUACCGUUAUAUGAGAGAAAUUGGUAUUUCACCUAGUGUUGUAUCUCUUAAUGUUCUUAUUAAAGCCCUUUGCAAGGACGGUGAAACCAUUGAUGCUGCUUUAAGGAUAUUUCGUGAGAUGCCUAAUCGUGGGUGUAAUCCUGAUUCAUAUACAUAUGGGACGUUGAUCAAUGGUUUGUGUCGACUGGGGAAGAUUUAUGAAGCAAAGGAGUUAUUUAGAGAGAUGGAAACAAAAGGUUGUUCUCCAUCUGUUGUUACAUAUACUUCUUUGAUACAUGGCUUGUCUCAGUCAACUAAUAUAGACGAAGCUGUCGGGUUGCUUGAAGAUAUGAAGGCCAAGGGCAUUGAGCCAAAUGUGUUUACUUACAGUUCUUUAAUGGAUGGUCUUUGCAAAAAUCGGCGAUCUUCACAAGCCAUGGAGCUACUGGAGAUGAUGGUUAGCAGGCGCUGUAAGCCUAAUAUGAUAACUUAUAGUACCUUAAUUGAUGGCCUCUGUAAAGAAGGGAAGCUUCUUGAAGCUGUGGAGAUGCUUGACCGGAUGAAGCUUCAGGGGAUAAACCCAGAUGCAGGGCUGUAUGGGAAGAUCAUAAAUGGGUCGUGUGAAAAUUCCAAGUUUCUGGAGGCUGCAAACUUCCUUGAAGAGAUGGUACUUGGGGGGAUCUCACCAAACAGAUUAACAUGGAGCCUUCAUGUUAGGAUUAAUAAUAUAGUAGUCCAAGGUCUCUCUACAGAUGGCCAUCAAAAUCGAGCCUUCCAAUUGUAUUUAAGCAUGCGUACAAGAGGCAUUUCAAUUGAAUAUGCGACAUUCAAUUCUCUUAUAAAAUGUUUUUGCAAUAAAAGAGACCUGCACAAUUCUGUUCGCGUUGUUGAUGAGAUGGCUCUGGAUGGAUUUGUUCCUGACUGGGAAACAUGGAGUGCACUGGUGUGCGGAUUUUGGGAUCGAAGAAAGGUGCAGGAAGCUUCUGAUUUGUUAGCAAUGAAGCUUAUGAAUGUAUUGGUCUAGCAUGUCGUGGGAUUUGCAUAAAACUAUGCUCCUUUUUCAUUUUAUGCACGGAUUCCAUUUUUCUCUCGGCCGGUUGAAAACGGAGGAUUCUCUGGCUCUGUAAAUCUUAUCUCAACAAAUGAAGUACACCUUGUCAUUGACAUCUUCCAUACACAGUACUCUAUAACUUUGAUUAAGUUUUAGCAGGUUAGAUAUUCAUUUGUUUUUGCCAUCCUAAUGGCUCAUUGGAAGAUCAAUGAUUUAUUUAUUUAUUUAUUUCUAUUACAAUGCACCGAUAAACAAUAACUAUACUUGGCAACUUUCCUCUUUCAACGAACUGGCUUUCUGGCUAUAUGACUAAAGAUUUAACUUUCACCUUUCAAUCA